Chaetura pelagica (chimney swift) is the source of this 1815-nucleotide messenger RNA. RefSeq names its product xylulokinase homolog (H. influenzae) (gene XYLB). The transcript is spliced from 19 exons. Gene Ontology annotation, molecular function: D-xylulokinase activity. Gene Ontology annotation, cellular component: cytosol. The record is from RefSeq and is a predicted model, not a curated record. Gene Ontology annotation, biological process: D-xylose metabolic process; xylulose metabolic process. Bases 1 to 1617 code for a protein of 538 amino acids. Lineage: Eukaryota; Metazoa; Chordata; Aves; Apodiformes; Apodidae.
AUGAAUCUCUUCAUUAUGGCAGUGCUGAAGCUUGGGAGCUUGAUAAGACACAUCCAGCUGAAAGUCAUUGCUAUUGAUGAACAGCUGAGAGUCAUUUAUGAAGAUAAUGUUCAUUUUGAUAAAGACCUUCCGGAAUUUAAGACCCAAGGUGGAGUCUAUAUUCACAGUGACAGACUGACAGUCACUUCUCCUGUGCUGAUGUGGGUCAAGGCUCUGGAUAUGAUUUUGGAAAAGAUGAAGUCUUCAGGCUUUAACUUCUCUCAAGUCAGAGCUUUGUCUGGUGCUGGCCAGCAACAUGGGAGUGUGUACUGGAAAAAAGGAAGCCUCCAAAUUUUAAAGAAUGCAUCAUCUGAACUGCCAUUACAUGAGUCACUAAAGGCUUGUUUUUCUGUCAGUAACAGCCCCAUCUGGAUGGAUUCUAGCACAGCUUCCCAGUGCAGUGCUCUGGAGAAGGCCGUGGGGGGAGCACAGCACCUAGCAAGCAUGACAGGUUCCCGAGCCUAUGAGCGUUUUACAGGAAACCAGAUAGCAAAGAUUUACAGCCAGAAUCCUGAGGUCUACAUGCAAACUGAGAGAAUCUCCUUGAUUAGUAGUUUUGCAGCUUCCCUUUUCCUAGGAGCUUAUGCACCCAUUGAUUACAGUGAUGGUUCUGGGAUGAACCUGCUGCAGAUUUGGGAAAAGGCAUGGUCACUGUCCUGCCUUGAUGCUUGUGCACUUGGAUUAGAGGAGAAACUAGGAUGCCCUGUACCAUCCCAUUCAGUCCUGGGGCCCAUUUCUCCAUAUUAUUGCCAGCGUUAUGGGUUUAGUUCAGACUGUAAAAUAGUAGCAUUUACAGGAGACAACCCAGCAUCAUUGGCAGGGAUGAGGCUUCAAGAAGGAGAUAUUGCAAUUAGCCUUGGCACAAGUGACACAUUGUUCCUGUGGAUCCAAGAACCAACUCCUGCCUUAGAAGGUCAUAUCCUCUGCAAUCCUGUUGAUUCUCAAACAUUUAUGGCUCUUUUAUGUUUUAAGAACGGCUCUCUGAUGAGAGAGAAGAUCAGAGAUGACUGUGCUUCAGGCUCCUGGGAUGAAUUUUCGAAAGCCUUAUCAUCUACUGUUGCUGGAAACAAUGGAAACUUGGGUUUCUACUUUGAUGUGAUGGAAAUUACUCCUGAAGCAGUUGGGAUUCACAGAUUCAACAGAGACAACCAAAAGGUUUCAGACUUUACAAAAGAGGUGGAAAUACGAGCAUUGAUCGAAGGGCAGUUCAUGGCCAAGAGGAUUCAUGCUGAAAAGCUGGGGUAUAAAGUCAUGCCUAGAACAAGGAUUUUGGCUACUGGUGGUGCAUCCCACAAUAAAAAGAUCUUACAGGUCCUGUCUGAUGUGUUCAACGCACCAGUGUACACCAUCGAUACCGCCAACUCGGCUUGUUUAGGAAGUGCUUACAGGGCAAUUCAUGGACUUGUAGCUGAGACAAAUGUGUCCUUUGCUGACGUUGUGAAAUUAGCACCAGAGCCUAGAUUGGCUGUUACACCAACUGUUGGGGCUGAGGAGGUGUAUCCUCCACUUCUGAAAAGAUAUGCUGAGCUUGAACAGAAAGUUAUCUGCAACCCAGCCUUCUCUUGUCUUGUGAAAUAGAAGCAAACAAAAUUUAUAAGUUGUCUGAAGAAUGGACUCCCAAGGAGAAGAUCAGAAAAUAUUUGCUCAGAAUUUACUGGAGUUGUUUAAAUCAUUUUCUUCCUCUUUGUAGACAAAUUAUUUUUAAAUGUCUGUGUUUGAGUGUGUUGGUGGAAAAAAAUUACAUUGUGAUUUAAAACCUGAUUAAAAAAAGCAUCA